CCCUCUUUAAAUCAAUUCAAUGUUCAUUGUUCCGAUCUGUGCCCUAUCCAUAUGAAAUUGCAAUAUUGCUAUCCCAUUCGCUUCACGAAAUCCCUUUGAUAAAUACCAAAAUAUGGACGAGCCACCAAGCCUCACUGCUGAGAGUGCCCACCGCCCGAGCUUUCCAACCGAUCCUUCGCAGUUUGACAGCGAUCCCCGAAUCUCUUUUUCGAAACUUGAUAAUAAAUUCAUUCUGGAAACGGAAGAUGGUGAAGAAUAUUCAUACGAUACGGUCUUAAAGAGAUGGAUACCUUGGCUGGAUGACUCUCUUGUCGAGCAACAGAGAGAAGCGUACAAGGUUAAAGGCGUGGAUGAGAACGAGCCAGCCGUUAAGCAACAAAGGAAGAAGCGGAAGCAGAACGACGACGGAGCCGGCAAUAAUACGCACAAAGCCAAAAAACCCCGUACGAACACUGCAGUAUAUGUCACUUCAAUUCCCUUAGAUGCGACCGUCGAUGAGAUAAAUGAUGUUUUUUGCAAAUGCGGGGUCAUCGCCGAAGAAAUUGAUAGCCAUCGACCACGUAUAAAGAUGUAUACGGACGAGAACGGAAAUUUUAAGGGAGAUGCGCUGGUGGUAUAUUUCCGGCCCGAAUCCGUCAAUCUUGCGAUUCAGAUGCUUGACGAUUCAGAUUUCCGAUUCGGCGAACCCGGCCCGCAAGGGAAAAUGAAAGUCCAGCAAGCGGACUUUUCAUUCAAAGCACAACAAGAAGCGCCCGAGAAACCAAACGCGAGAGACAAGGCAAAGAUUAUUAGAAAGACCCAGAAGCUUAAGAAUAAACUUGCGGACUGGGACGAAGAAGAUGCAGCUACUCAGCCAUCAGGACGAUGGGAGAAGGUUGUGAUACUUAAGCACAUGUUUACGCUCCAGGAGCUUGAGGAAGAUCCGGCCGCAAUCCUUGACAUUAAGGAGGAUAUCCGAGAUGAAUGCUCCAAGCUAGGAGAGGUUACCAACGUGGUGAUGUACGAUAAAGAAGAAUCUGGAGUUGUGACAGUCAGGUUUAAGGAUCCCGAUGCCGCGCAAGCAUGCGUGCGGAUGAUGCAUGGCCGAUUCUUUGGCGGUACUCAAGUCGAAGCGUACAUUGCUGACGGGCGUGAGCGAUUCAAAAAGUCGAGCACGAAGGGCCAUGACUAUGAAGAUGACGGUGCAGGUUGGGAAGUUGGCAAUGAUGAUGAAGAGGCUAGACGGCUGGAGGAGUUCGGAUCGUGGAUUGAAAACAAGAAGGCAGAGCCCGAGGCAACCACUUCAUAG
Messenger RNA from Coccidioides posadasii C735 delta SOWgp, 1288 nucleotides. RefSeq lists its product as uncharacterized. Gene Ontology annotation, biological process: mRNA splicing, via spliceosome. Gene Ontology annotation, molecular function: RNA binding. Lineage: Eukaryota; Fungi; Ascomycota; Eurotiomycetes; Onygenales; Onygenaceae. The record is from RefSeq and is a predicted model, not a curated record. Gene Ontology annotation, cellular component: U2-type spliceosomal complex; U2 snRNP.